CAAGGCACAGACAGACUGAGGCUGACGAAGACAGAGUCAAUACAGAGCGGUGAUCUAAGGAGACCUUCAGGGACAGGGGGACCAGACAGAGAGGAGAGGAAGUGGAGUGUUUCAUCUCCAACACCCGGAGGAGUUCACCUGCAUCUUUGACAGUGCUGCUUGUGGUGUUGCCAUGGAAACCCGGACGGUUACGCAGCGGCAACGGGAGGAGGAGUCGUCCCGGAUGUCUCACGGCGUAGAGCUGUCCUCGCAGAUCAAGAAGAGGACCUUCACGUCCAGUGAUGAGGAAGCAGCCUUCUCUCUCCUCCAUCCCAUCAUCCCAGCGGAUGUGAUGUCCGUCAAGGAGACGCUCAACAUGGAAGGCUUCCCCCGGCACAGGACAUGGGAAAUCCUGAAGGAAACUCUGGCAGCUGAGGAGGGGGAGUAUCACAGAGAGAAGUGGACCCUGUUUGGGAACGAGGCUGAGAAGGUGGAGGUGGACGUGAUCAGGAACCAGCAUAUGUUACGCACACGCAUUGACAGAAAUGCUCUUCGUACACAGGCAAAAAAAAAGGCAUCUUCCCACAUGAAGUACCUGGAGCGUCUGAGUCACAAGGCUCCAGACUUCCCAAUCCCUCUCCGGCCUCACACCGUCUGGGAGGGCAUGACGGUCCAACUCUCCUGUACGCUCCGCGGCUCGCCUGCGCCGAAGGUCACAUGGUAUAAAGAUGGCGUGCCACUGACAAUCUCUGAGCAACCGUGGAAUUACAGCCUUCAGCAAAGAUUUGGUCUCAACUCUCUGGAGAUUAGAAGGUGCACGGCUGAUGACGCCGGCGAGUACAAAGUGGUGGCCAAGAGUUUCUUGGGUGAAGCUAUGACCUUUGCAGCACUCGUCGUCAACUCACGCCGAGGAGCCGUCGCCGGUUCAGGGCGCUCGCAGACCCGGGCCUCGCAGCUCGAACCGGAAGCCCAGUUCGGCGCCUCGUUCCCCGUGACGUGGGUGCAGGAGGGCGAGCGCCUCCGCCUGCGGUGCGCGCUCACCCGCGGCCCGCUGCCGUGGCAGCGGCGCGUCACCUGGUUCCGAGACGGCGUGCAGCUGCAUCAGUCGGACAACGUGGACGUGACGGAGGGCGACGGCGUGGCCUGCGUCAAGCUGAAAGCGGCGCACAAGGAGCACGAAGGCGUCUACGCCGCGAGACUGCGGACGCGCGCCGGAGUCCAGGAGCGCGCGGCGUUUGUGUACGUCCAAGACGCCUCCGCUGCCGUCCUAGGAGGUCCUGCGUCGCCUCUCGCCGUCCAGGUGUCUGACGUCAACAGGGACUUCGUCUUCCUCACCUGGCAGCCGCCCAGUGCUGACGGGGCCUCGCCUGUGCAGGGCUAUUAUGUGGAGAGAUGUGUCGCUGGUCAGAGCGAGUGGGUUCGCUGCAACACGCGCGUUCAGAGGACGUGCCACUACCCUGUGUUCGGGCUGCAGGAAGGAGCUCUGUACCAGUUCAGAGUCCGCGCUGUGAACCAGGCCGGGGCUGGACGCCCCUCCAUGGCCACGGAGCCCGUCCUCACCGCAGACCCCCUGGAGCACACCCGGACCACGGUGGUCAGAGUUGACGCAGGAUGGACGAUCGCCAUCACCAAAGACGAACUGGAGGGUCAGGUCAGGGCGCCUCUGCCGCCCACGGACGUCCACGCCUGCGAGGUGAGCGACACCUACGUGGUGCUGAGCUGGGCCGAGCCGGAACCCAGAGGCCGGGAGCCGCUCCACUUCUACGUCGAGCGGUCGCCUGCAGGGAGGAGCAGCUGGGAGCUGGCCAGUCUGGAUGCGCUGGUGAACUCUCCCCGGUUCCCCGUGUUCGACCUGCUCAAGGGCAAGCAGUACCGCUUCAGAGUGCGCUCCGCCAACAAGCACGGCGUCAGCGACCCGUCAGAGCCGAGCCGGCCCGUUUCCCUGCGAGAGCCACAGGAGGUGCCGCCCCCCCCCCACUCCGUCACGGCCGUCAGAGACACCGACACCUCGGUGCUGCUGCAGUGGCAGGAGCCGGCGGAGAAAGGCCACGUCCUGGGAUAUUACCUUUAUUACAGUGAAACCGGCAAACAGGACUGGAAGACUGUCAACAACAAGCCUUUUACCAGAACCAGCUUUACUGUUCACGGCCUCGAGACUCGAAGGGAAUACGUGUUUCGGGUCAAGUCUGUGGGACGAGCAGGAAACAGCAGCUAUUCGGAAGAGUCUCCACCCAUUAUCGUCAAAUCUGCUAUUCACGUUCCCUCAGCGCCAUCUGCCAUCGCCUUGCUGCUGUGCACCGGGUCCGAGAUGGUGCUGGGCUGGAGGGCACCUGCAUGGAAUGGGGGAAGCCCUGUACGUGGCUACUACCUGGACCAGAGGGAAAAGGGCGCGGACGUUUGGAGAGAGGUCAACGUCAAGCCUGUCAAAGAAAGACGGCUUCAGGUGUCCUCUCUGUCCAACGGACUCGUCUACCAGUUCCGUGCGUUCGCUGCCAACGUGGUCGGCGUCGGGAAGCCGUCGGAGGCCAGCGACGCUUUUCUGUGCGAGGAGUGGACGAUGCCAGAACCAGGCUGCCCCUACGACCUGGAGCCGAGGGAGGUGAGGGACGGCUCCCUGGUGCUGCUCUGGGCCCCUCCUUUAUAUGAAGGCCGCAGCCCCGUCACUGGCUACUUCCUGGAGAUCAGCCGGGGCCAUGAGUCAGACGACUGGACCGCUCUGAAUGGCAAACCGGUGUCUGACACACGCUACGAGGUGUCAGGUCUUCAGACAGGUGAGAUUUACCGAUUCCGUGUAUCAGCUGUCAAUCAGGCUGGAGUGGGCCGCGCCUCCCUGCCCUCUGAGCCAGUCACAGCUCAGAGCAAACCAGGCACCAAAUCCAUUGAGAUUGGUGUGGAUGAAGAUGGCUUCAUAUUUUUGGGCUACGAGAACGAGGAGGUGAGCGACGAGAGCAAGUUCCUCUGGAGCAAAGACUCGGCCGAGCCCGUCGACGCCGGCAGAGCCCGACAGGAAACCACCCAGAACCGGUCAGUGCUCACCUUCACCGAUGCCUCCGAGGAGGAUCUGGGUCGCUACACGGUGGAGAUGAGCGACGACCCCCGCCUGUCAUCCAGCUACGACUUCACAGCCGAAGACCUAGAACGACUUAAAGAACUCAGCUGGCAAGUCAGAAACCCGGUGAUAGCUCUGAAGUCGGGCUGGCAGGUGGAGGUUUCUGGGACGGGUGCCGUGCGUCUGUGGCUCCAGACAGAGAGUCUGAGUGAUUCUGCUGAGCUUCGUCUCGUCUUCAACGACCGGGAAAUCUCCAGCACUGCGCACCGUAAGAUCAGCUUGGACAGGGCCAGAGGUCUGGUGGAGAUGCUGAUCGACCCGCUCUCUGAGGAGGACGAGGGCUCGUACACGGCUCAGCUGCGGGACGGCCGCGCCAAGAACCAGGCCACGCUGGUGUUCGUGGACCAGAAGUUCCGCGAGGCGCUGGCGUUGGCCGACGCCAGGCGACGUGACCGCCAGAGAAAAUCCGGACCCUAUUUCCAGGAGUUCUUGACGUGGAGUGUAAAUCAGGAGUGUGAACUGGUUAUAAAGUGCAAGGUGACAAAUACGAACGAGGACACGUCUCUGAAGUGGCACAAAGACGGCGUGGAGGUGACUCAGGUUGUGUAUGAGCAGUCCUCCGGGCUCAGCACGCUCACCAUCCCUCAGCUCACGAAGAAAGAGACAGGCUCCUACAGAGCUGUGGUGUCGGAUAAGAGAGGAGUGGAUGUCAGCACCUUGGAGCUACAGGGUGAUGUGUAUGACAAGCUUCUCCGGCAACUGAGUAAACAGUGCGCAUUGUCAGCCGGCCCACUGAGCAUUCAGAGCACCGCUGCGGGUUUCAAGCUCUACUGCUCUCUCAAAUACUAUAUAAGCUACCUGAAGACGAGCUGGUACUUCAAGGAGAGGAGGAUGGACCAGGAGGCCAGAGCCAAACCGGGCAGCAGCAUGCAGAGCGUCUGGAUCGAAGUGUUCAACCCGACAGACAGCGAUAGAGGCAAAUACACCUUGGAGAUGUUCGAUGGUACAGAGACACACAAGCGGCACCUGGACCUGUCCGGACAAGCCUUUGACGACGCCAUGCAGGAACACCAGAGGUUGAAACAAGCAGCCGCUGCAGAGAAAAAUCGAGCUAAGGUGACAAAAGGGCUUCCUGAUGUGGUCGCCAUCAUGGAGGGGAAGACUCUGUGUCUGACGUGCUUCAUCGAUGGUCAACCGGCUCCAGAGAUCUUUUGGCUUCGCAACGACAGGGAGAUUGUUGGCCAGGCCCAGUUUACCAUAACUAAGGAGCCUCAGUGCAGCACCAUCACGGUCCACGACGUCAACAUGGAGGACUCGGGAAAAUACAGCAUCAUUGUACGAAAUCCGUAUGGUUCUGAUUCAGAGGAUGUGACCGUGAGUGUGUACAAGCACGGGGAGAAGCCUCCAGCGCACGCUGUGGAGAUGGGCUGAGCCAAACUGUUUGGUCUGUUCUGUAGAUUCAAGUCCACAGGUAGAUAGAUGGAUGUGGGAUGUAGGAAUUUGGUGGCGAACUACACGUUGUGCAUGUGGAAAAGGUGUCACUGAAGAUUAAGGAAGAAAGAGGGAUUCUCCACAGUUCGUAACAUGUCCUCGAAGUGAAAGUGACAUUCUAAAUUGUGAAUGACAUUAAAAUAUUCAUAGUCGGUUUUCUCGUGUGACAGAAAUAUAGAAGUGCAAAUUUUGCAAGACCCGGUUCAGUGGUUACAAAACACAGAACUGCUUCAUUUAAGACACUGUGUGAAUGUGGUGCUUCAGUGUUGUGUAACUUUCUGUUACACAGCAUAUCGUAACCUAAUGCACUAAUCUCACAACGCUGUUAAAAUGGAUUAUGCACAUUUUCCUGCUAUUUACCUGUGUGCAUCCUUUUGUGUGCAUUUAUCAAUAAAGCAGUUAGAAAGCA
Messenger RNA from Betta splendens (Siamese fighting fish), 4928 nucleotides. RefSeq names its product myomesin 3 (gene myom3). NCBI's taxonomy places the organism in Eukaryota, Metazoa, Chordata, Actinopteri, Anabantiformes, Osphronemidae. The record is from RefSeq and is a predicted model, not a curated record. Bases 173 to 4459 code for a protein of 1428 amino acids. Gene Ontology annotation, molecular function: protein binding. The transcript is spliced from 37 exons.